CAGUCGAUAGAGACGCACGUCAGUACGUCCUCUCGUCCUCGGUAAAAGCGCGGAAAUUAUUAUGAAUUAAAAUAUCAAAUUUAACCUAGAAAAAAUAGUUCAAAAAUUGUGUCUUAAAAUUUUUAGUGAACUUGUGGAUUUUCGUGCAUUUUUUUUUUGUGAAAGCAACUGUUUUUUUUUAUUUUAUUUAUCUGAUAGAUUGAGAUCUCAAUCCAUGGCAUUUGUCUCGCCACGUCCGUCAUCCGAUAUAAAAGCCGGCCGAAGAAGCGAUCAUCCAAUUUUUCGACUGAAGGGCGGUGUGGACUAAAGUUCAUAGUAAAGCGCGCGGUUGCUGAAGAAUGCUUCGGUGCCGUGAGACGAGCGCAGGGUGAGGAGAGGGUGGAGCGAUGACCGCUCCGGAGCCCUUGGUGCUGCAAGCGCUGCAAGGGCACACCCAGCAGAGCACCAAAUGGCCUGGUCCCCGCGCUGUGAAAAUCUACAUCACUUCUGUUUACAAUGACUUUCGCGAGGAGAGACGGCAGAUACUCGAGAUGGUUGGGCCGGAAUUGCAGUCCACUUACGACGAUCGAUAUAUUGAGAUCGACUUCGUGGACAUGCACUACGGCACCGACGGAGGCGACGAGGCGAACCCUGCGUUGCUCCGGUACCACCUGCAGGAGAUCAAGUGCUGUAAUCAGGCGUCAAAGGCGGGAUACUUCCUUUGUCUGCUCGGAGGUGACGCGUUGUCUUACCAGCCAGUAUUGCCAUUCACUAUCAAAUAUAACAUCUUCACGGAGCUAGUCAAGUCGGACACUGCGCAGGCGGCCCUCAUACGAUCCUGCUAUAGACUAAAUGAUGACGGCACCUAUCAUUUGGAAGGAGACGAUAAAUGGUUCAAUGACCUACUAGAGCGGGAAGAGCAAAGAAGUCGCCUCUCAGAGGUCCAAAAAGCCUUCACCACGCUAGUACUGGACGCUAUAGAACGAGGAGUGGAAGCGUCUGAUCUCUUGAAAAGUGCUGUCGAACUCCAGUGCGAAUCAGCUUUAGAUCUCCUUGCGAAUGGUCCUCAUCCAAAAGGAAUCGUAGCAGUAUUUCGGGAUAUUCAAACUGAAGCCGAUGACUCCAAACUGGCUAAUCUGGCGAGUACAAGACUAAAAGCAUUAAAAAGAAGGCUUGAAGAUGCGUUGCCGGAGAGCCAUAUUAUCAGAUUAGAAUCACCGUCAGCAGAAUCAUCAAGGACUGAUGCAGGGUCAGAUUGUGAAGAGAAAUUGGCUCCACUCAGGGAGCAGGUUCUUAACGUUGUGUCUUCGCUAGUCGACGACAGCCUCAGUACUGAACCGGAUCAGGGGAAGGGAAGAAAAAAGACUGUACAGGAAGUAUUUCUGGAGCACAUCACUCAUCUUAGGAUAUGUAUAGAACAUAAUCGUUUAUAUAAAGUAACAGUUAAGCAAAUUGAAGACACAGCUAAGAGUAUACUUAAUAAUGCUAAGGAGAAUUACGAAAAUCGGAUGCGGCAUCCUCCCGUUUUAAUACACGGACCUGAUGCUUCGGGAAAGAGCACUCUAUUGACACAUUUAUACUAUAAAUGCGAAGAAUUUUUUGAUAAACCUGUGCUUAGGGUGAUAAGAUUCUCCGCUUCCACUCCAAGAUCGGCCUACAAUUUAGAACUACUUAGAGUAAUGUGCCAACAAAUAUCAAUUAUCUUAAACAUUCCUGAAGGUUAUUUGCCAAAGGACGCGAGUUUCGAUCCUUUGUACAUAAACAAUUGGUUUCAAAGUUUAUUGAGGAGAUGUGAAGAAAUGGAAAAUGAGAUUUUGUUGAUAUUCAUCGAUAAUGUACAUAGAGUUAAUCCUUUAGAAUGUGAUAUUGUAACGGGGCUGUCAUGGCUGCCUAUGUCUUUGCCAAGGAAUGUAUUUCUCGUAUGCACGAGUGCAGUAUCUUUGGACCAGCUGCAGCUAACUCCAGCGCAGAAAGAGAAAUUCAAAGUACAGAACUGCUAUUAUCUCUUAGAUGCUAUAGAGGAGACCCCAGAAAAUCUUAGUUACGGAGACUAUAUCGACGGUGCCUUUGAUAAUUUAGAAGUCGUCUUCGGUCCUAAAGCUUUUAGUAAAUUAGCAAGCUACAUAACUUGUUCGGAGUUCGGUCUCACGGAGUUGGAACUCCUGGAACUUUUGAUGCCAACGACCAACAGCGAAGCGGUCAUAACGCUCAAAGACGCAAACUUCAACUUUUCUACUUUAUGUGUCGCCAAAUAUAUGAUGAAAAGCUUGAUCUUCGAGAACGUAGUAUCUGGCCGGAGCACGUGGCGAUGGCGAGCGGCUGCUGCCGGCGCACGCGCACGGCGACGAUACGUGCGCGUUCAGGCCGCGUUGAGGGACGCGCACUCGGACUUGGCCGCUUUGCAUUUCGCUCACUUCCUGAAUGAUGCCGAUGAUACCGAUACUAGUGAUGCUCAAGAGCCAGGUUGUGUGGACGAUGAUGACGCUCUGUUAGACUCGACGCCAUUCCACUCCGCCAGCAGAACAGCUGCAGCCUUUACUCAACGUCACGUGGAAGAGUCCUGGCUCCACCUUCUGCUGGCUGGAGACUUCUCCAAGCUGAAGGACCUCACUGUCUGCAAUUUCGACUUCUUACUAGCUGCGGUGCAAACUGUAACGAUAUCUUACCUCCGCUGUAUCCUGGAGCACGUGAGAUGCUACAUCCUGGACAGAGAUGUGGAGCUGGUCUACGGAGCCGUGAGGAAGUCCAGCGACAUCCUUACCAGGGACCCCAUGCAGUUAGGAGCUCAGAUCAUCGCCUGGCUCCGACCAGCGGUGGCUCGUCGUGGGGUGCUGGCCACCCUGGUCACAGCUGCUAUGGCCUGGUGUGACGGAUAUGACAAGCCUCUACUGGUUCCACUGAAUGGAUGGUUACAACCACCAAUUGCGUCGACAGUCCGCGUCGUUUCCGUCGGCGGGUCGACCCCGGGCGCCGGAGCCAGACUGCUCCAACUGGCUCCGUCUGGACAGCACCUCGUUCUUGCACCGUCGGCAGGGGACCCUCAGCUGUGGCACGUCAUGUCCAACUCAAGGGUGCACACGUUCAAAGGCCAUUCAGGGAGGAUCCUUUGCAUGUGCGUGACCAGGGAGUCGCAGUACCUACUCACAGGGUCUGAAGACACGAGCGUAAUCGUCUGGGACCUUCACACUUUGGCCGUCAAAACGAAGAUAUUGGAGCACAUAGCGCCGGUGCUGUGUGUAGCUGCCAUAGUCAACAGAUCUCUAGUUAUCAGUGGAGGGGAAGAUUCAGCGGUUAUCGUCACCUCUCUGGUCGAUGGAGCUUUGGUAACAAAGUUGGACCACCACCGCGGUCCAGUGACAGCUGUCAAAGUAAUCCAAGAUGGCGAGAUCUUAGUGACAGGGUCCCAAGAUGGCACAGUUUGCACCUGGAACGUCGACAACUUCACGCUGCUCAGUACCGUGACAGCUGGCGUUCCGGUUCACGCGAUGGAUAUCACUGAUGACAACGUGUUCCUAAUCACGCUGCAAGGGGAUACCGAAUUGCAUUUGAGGACCUUCAUCACUGGGACGUAUUUGCACGCUUUGAAGAGACACAAAACCAAGGUGAAAUGUUUUUGCGUGGCCCACGACUCCUCUCGCGUGGCGGUAGGCUGCGCAGACCAGCGCAUCUACGUGUACAGCAUCCAUAGUGCGCUGUUGUUGCGCACACUUGCCGCUGCGCAUGAUUUGGCAGCACUCGCCGUCGCCGAUAGAGAUCACUUCUUGUUAGCUGCUGGCGGCAACAGGGUGACAAUUUAUUCCUUCCAUACGGAAGACAAUCUCACUAACUUUAGACCAACGAAGCAAAUUAAGAGACGACAAACGAAAUCUACAACGAAUAUUACUUUAUUACAGGCAGAACAAAGUGAACUGAUACCAAUAAGUUGCCUAGAAGUAUCUCGAGACGGCCAGUUGGCUGCGAGUGGUUGUGCCCGGGGCCUGGUCAGGGUAUGGCAACUCUCCACCCAUAGACUGCAGACUACGUUGAACGGCCAUCUUGGACAUAUCACCUGCGUGACAUUCUCGCCUAAUAACCUGUUGGUGUUGAGUGGCUCGGAGGAUCGGAAGGUGGUGGUCUGGCAGCUAGCAGAUAACUCGCCGUCGUUAACUUACAAGGGUCAUCCAGCAGCCCUGCAAUCAUUGCUGAUGAUGUCAGACGGCAGACGGGCGAUGUCCAGCGAUCGAGCUCGGAAUGUCCAUGUCUGGCUCGUUGACUCUGGCAUAGUCCUCCACUCCACCACUGGUCCUUCUGCUAGUUUGGACGUCACGCUCAACAUGAAAUACUCCGUGCUAUCAGAUGGUGACAACUCAGUUCGUAUCUGGAAUCUAACUGGCGGAGACGAAGAGAAGCGAUCGGUCUCCCAUGCGGAGAGAAUAACCUGCUUCGCUCUUACAGCAGACUCCCAACACGUGGUCACUGGGUCCAUGGAUAUGUCCUUAAAGGUGUGGAAACUGGACGGGGGCAAGUUAUCUCAGGUGUUAGUAGGCCACUCGGACAUAGUAACCUGCGUGGCUGUGUCCAUCACCAAUAAGACCCAGGUGGUCUCAGGGUCCUGGGACUGCAACCUCAUCGUGUGGGACAUCAACACGGGGUCAGACCUACACCUACUCUCCGGCCAUCUUGGGAAAGUCACGUGUGUGAAGGUCACCGGUGAUGGAACCAUCGCUGUUUCUGGUGCGGAAGACAAGACCCUAAUUAUCUGGGAAACGAAGCGUGGGCUAGCUCUGACUUCGCUGGCGCUGCACGUCCCACUGCUGGGCUUCCAGAUCACAAGCGACUGCGCAAGGAUUGUAGUGCAUCUAUUGGAUAGAGGUUGCUUGCCAAUCAUCUGUCUACACAACACGCCGGCGACCUACGUCAAGAUUCCAACAUACGCUGCUCCUACGAAAGACAUUGAUGAACUUCGCCCGCUGGCUCCGAAGCGACCCAUGCGGCGACUCCUCAAGAAGGAGGUGUCCCUGGACACGUACACUUGGCAGAAGAAGUAUGGUCACCUCACGUCGGCCGCCAUGAUGGCGCAAGUCGAUGAGCGGCUCAAAAGACGAUUCUCUGUGUCGGCCUCCAUGGAAGAAAUUUCAAAGAUACAGGAAGCAAAGAAUAAAGAUUUGGGUUCACAGGUGAGUUUGGGUCCUGAAGAAGCUGCCAUCGCUCAGUCGCAACAUUUUGACCAACUGGAAGCGCUGUGGAACAAAAUAUCUCCUCCCAGAAGGCGUUCCAAUAAGUCCUUAUCAAAACAGAGUUCCCUGAUAGAAAGCCGUUUUGAUUCUUCUGAUGAAGAACAUACUCCAGUCGAAGAACAGGAACACAUGGUGGAGUGAAGCACAAGAUGCACACACAUACAUUUGAUUUAUAUAGAAUAUGACCUCAUAAGUUUAAUUAUUUUUUAAAUAUUUCGUGAGCUGGUCUCGCUUACAUUUGUUACGAUUAAAUACUUUCGGAAUGUUUGAUUACGUUUAUUUAUUCGCGCGAUAGUAAUAUUUCCAUUUAUAGUUAUAAUUUUAAAAACUAUUUAUUUCUUAAGACAAAGAGAGAUCUUUGAUUAAAAUUGAAUCUUAAGGCUAGUUUGAUAAAUAUAUAAUAAAAAAAUAAUGGAGUAGUGUAAAUAUACUAUGUAGUAUAAUCUCCUGCCUGUUCGCCAUGUGAUCUUCUAGAUGUAGUGUUGUAGCUUCUAUUUCUAAGGCCGGUUUCAUAUACAUAUAUUUUAUGUGAACAUGAUAUAUAAUAUAAAAGAAGCAUGUAACUCCUGUUUAUUCCACAUAUUUUUGUGUACUUUUGAAAUAAAUAAAAACGUAAAUUUCAUUUCUUUUAAGAAACUGGCCCAUCUGUAUUAUUGUGUGGGUUCAUAAGAUUAUCCAAAAAUCUUAAGUAUAAAAUACUAUGUUUGUUACCUGGUACCUAAACCGAUUUUGUUUUUGUUGAUAAUUCAAAGUUAGUAAGUAAAAUUUAAAUCAAAAAAAAUAGAUCGUAUAUACGUUGAGCGUUUAAUUAUCAAAAUCAUUUUUGACAAUUCAAUACGAUCUAUCUACACACCAUUAGUACGUUUCAUUCACUAGUACUAGUGACUGUAUGUUACUUUGCAAAUAUUUUUAGACAUAGUUAAACUUCUACAUUAUUUUAAUAGUAUAUUUUACAAAAUAGUAACUAUAUAAGUACGAAUAUAAUAAAAUAACCUACUAUCUGAAGCACACGAUAAAAAUUUCGAUCAAAUAUUAUAUGACACGAAUGUUUGUUAGAUGGAUCUUCAUACUAUUAUCGUAAGCGAUAUACUUCAUACUUAGUUAAAAUUAUGAACUCUUAGCCACAGUUCUUUGAGAAGGUGUGUCAAAAACCUAUAAUAUUCUAGCCUUAUAUGUCAACUAAAUAGAAUUAUUUUAUUUCGUGUGCCAUUUGUGCCGCGUAUUUUUCUGCUUCUACGUGAUUUAGUGUUAAACGAAUAAUAAUAAUUUCUAAAGGUACGUAGGAUUAAUAUCCCUGAAAAUUUUAUCGACCUAGUGUUUCCAAACUGUGAUCCCUUGUAAAGACUUCUAUAUAAGUACACAUUAUAUUCGAAUCCUUAUGAUAAUGUUAGUAUAUCGUAAAUGUCUCAUACAAUAUUUGUGUAUUCCCUUCUGAGAGCGGUCCUUUUACAUGGAUAUACUAGACAAUAUGAGGCAAAAGUUUUAUAAAUAUACACUAAACAAAUUUAAUGUAUUAUGUACACUCAGCUUUCACUGUUGGCUUUGAUAUAACCAAAUAAUAAGUAUUAUAUUAAAUGUUAUUUUCUGCAUUAACCACAAAUACCAUAUAUAAUAAUCAAGCGUAGUAACCGUUAAUUAAAUAUUAGUUAAACUUUCAUAGUUUUAAAAUUUUAUUGUAAUAGACAUAGGGUUCCGUAUCAAAAAUCUAUAUUUCUGUAUCUGUAUUAAUUUUUUACGAUUUAUCCCGUCCUUGCCUGGUUGCAAGUAAAUACAAAGUCAUUUAGGAACAAAGACAUUUAGGAACUAAACUUUUUGUCAGCCAUUCGUAUUAUCCACAGUAACCAACUUAAGACACUGUGGGUUCCCUUUAGUUAAAAUUUCAAACGUAUCCAACGAAAAACCUACUAAAUAGCGAAUAUAGUUGAUAAUUUCAGAGUUUUACUACGGAACCCUGUUAUGAGUCAAACUCACCUUAAUUUUGAAUAAAACUUUAAAUAAAAGUUGGAAAAUAACCAAUGUAAACAGAAAAAGUUACAUUAUAUAAGAAUUUUUGCAAUAUGUAUGUAAAAAAUGUAAUGUAUGAUAAAUUUACUUUUUAUAUCCAGUAGCCAAUGGUACGAAAUUGAAUUUUUUUUAAAGCGGGUUUGGUAUUUUUUAACAAUAUUGAAAGUCCACCACCUACCUAGCAAUAUUUACUUGCAAAAAAUCUUAUGAAAUGUCAUUUUUCUGUACGCACCGGGUCUUUUUUUUACCAUUCUCCUUUGUCCUCCUUUGUCAUUAUGAUAUGGUGUUUUAUUUCUCAAACAAAACCAAAACAGUUUCCUGCAAGUAGAAUAUUUUUAAUGUGUAGAAUUUUUAAUAAAUGUUGUUAGUGGUUAAAUAGCAAUUGCAAUAAUAAUUCUUAAGUAGUUGCACUUACUGAUAGAUGGAUAUCGUAGUUUAAGGGUGAGGUGCACCGUCAAACUUGGCGUUGACUUUAACCGGCGCACCGCUGACGUUUAGACAAAAUGGCGUACUUUGCGUUUGCUGCACGCACGUUAAAGCUAACGUCAAAGUUGACGGUGCAACUCACCCUAAGUUUAACUGACCGUUGCAGCAUACGGUUGUUGAAAUUAUUAUUAGAUAUCUACGUUUGUUUUCUUCAUCUUUAACUCCAUUGGUUCAGUUUAUUAGUAUUAUGUCGUAAGCAAAAACUCCUGAAUCUAGUCACUAUCAUUACUAUUAUUAUCAACAAACCUUAACACCAUGAACUAUAUUUAGUAAUUACGUUAUUUAUUAAAAGCAAAAAAAAUAUAUAAAACCCAAUAAACUUGUUAAUUUAGAAUAUCGUUAACGGCAAUAUCGGCUUCUUUCGAGAUAACCAUGAUAAAUUAUAUACAUAAAGCUUCAUCUUGAAUCAUUUAUAUGAAUUAUUUAUUAAAAAAUCCCAUAUCAAAAUUCAUUGCGUAAUUUUAAAAUCAUAUAUAGAAACAGACAGACAACGACAACGAUAGGAAGCGACUUUGAUUUAAAUUAUGAGACUCAUCGAUCACAGGAUUUCCUGCGAGAUUUCUGAACUUUGGUAAUUGUUGUAUUUUUGUAUGUCUAUAAUAUUGUAUUAAAAAAGGCUUGCAUAGGUACAUGUUUAUUUUUCUUUAUACUGCAGAUGGCUUUCUAAUAUCAGUAGUUUUGUAACUGGAUAAUAAAAGGGAUACGGUUCAGGAGUUUAGUUGCGACAUCGACUCUGACUGAACUUAAAUUACAAUUUAUUAAUUAAUCACACGUUUCAAAUAAUUGUUUGCUUUAGAAAAGUCACGAGGUGGUUCUAGAAUAUACAAGCCUGCUGGUUGGAUUCAAGGUAUAAUCUACUUUUUUAUAGGUCCCAAUCUGUUGUGAUUUGUACUGGCGUUUUAUAAUUUAAGUACCCUGACAAACUCAUGGCAUUAUGUAAUUUUAUAUGAAACGUCAUAAAAAACAAAUACUUCAUAAAAUUAAUUUCUGAAUGUAUUUUCAUCCUGUUAUUCAUAAAAAAGAUAAAGCAUACUUUAAGCUUAUGUUUAUGUUAUGUCACUAACGCACUUUACAAAAUUUGGCAUUGACAGAACGAGACAAACACAAGCUUUAUCUUUUUGAUGACAGGUAAGAUUAUAGUAUUCUGUCCACAAGUGCGCUAUGCAAUACGUUUAUUGUAAUCGUUAAACACUGUCACCUUGUUAACUAUUUGUAUAGAGUUUUAUAUACUUAUCGUUUCUCAAUUCUCACGCGUGUGAGUUUUAUUUUUGACCUGUCGUGAAAAUAUAUAUUCUCUGUGUUUCUUA
Messenger RNA from Plodia interpunctella (Indianmeal moth), 8992 nucleotides. RefSeq lists its product as uncharacterized. Lineage: Eukaryota; Metazoa; Arthropoda; Insecta; Lepidoptera; Pyralidae. Bases 387 to 5336 code for a protein of 1649 amino acids. Gene Ontology annotation, molecular function: protein binding. The record is from RefSeq and is a predicted model, not a curated record. The transcript has 32 exons.